GUCGUGUUUUGUGUGUUGGUGAUGCGGUCGUGUUGUGUUGGCCAGUUGCUGCGUUCGACUUUCUCGAAGUGUUACUUUACAAAUCUUGCGAAAUUUCGUGCGUGAUCGUACACGUUGGAGCCUGAUGAGCAUAUUAAGUUUUCACUGUCAGUAUGUGGACGUGCAGAAAAUGCGGAAAACCUGUUUACUUCGCCGAGCGCAAGACGUCGAUGGGCUACGAGUGGCAUCCGGAGUGCCUACGCUGCGAAGAAUGUGGGAAAAGGCUGAAUCCUGGACAGCACGCUGAGCAUAAGGGGGUUCCCUACUGCCAUGUCCCCUGCUACAGUGUCCUUUUUGGCCCGACUUUAUUUGGCCAUGGAUCGCAAGUUGAGGCACACACAAGCUUCGGAAAAAACACCAAGGAUCGCCAGUGUGUUUCUUCUGUACCAAGAAAUCAUCUGGAGGGAAAGCUAAAGGUUUACAAUCAAUACUAUGAGGGGAAAAGUGGCAUUGUCCAAAGCCGUUUGAGAAAUGGUCGCCUGAUCUUGGAAGGGUCCAUCAGAAUCUACUGGGGAGUGAACCGAGUCAUCCGGCUGAAAGAAGACCAUGAUGAUCGAAUCCCAGUACGAAGAAGAAGGACAUCACUGCGACUUAGUCGAUUGGCCAUCAAUUCAAAGGACAGAGGGUCCAAGUUUUUACAGAAUGGCUCGCCCGAGAAGGAAGGUACCAGUAGCGUAGAAAAUGGCACAGAAGACAAGAAUGGCGGCCUCAGAAUGAGCACAAGCACUGACAACAUGUUUUCAGAGCUCUCAGAUACAGAGUGCAGUGGGAGCCAUACAAAUGGCAGUUCAGAAAUCGGCCGCAACUAUAGGACUCUACCAAACCCAAGCAAACAUUCACUCUCAGACUUGGUGACCGACAGCACUUCACAACAGCCAUUGAUGAGUGAAGAUGCCAAUGGCUUCGAGGGUGUGACACUGCGCAGCAAAGCUCGUUCAUCGCGAGUGAAGCUGCGUCGGCGUUGUUCCAUCAACGGGCACUUCUACAACAGAGAGACAAGUGUGUUCACUCCCGCAUAUGGUAGUGUGACCAGUGUCUGGGUGACAAGCCUUGUGAAUGCCCCAGAAGUAAUUAACCAACUCUUGGACAAAUUCAAAGUGGAGAACUCGCCGCAAGAUUUCGCCCUCUAUGUUGUUCGGGACACUGGAGAACGGAGGUUGAUGCAAGAUGAUGAGUACCCCCUGCUCGCAAGAGUGAUGCUGGGCCCUGACGAGGCUGUUGCCAAACUUUUCAUCAUGAACAGAGAGAACACCAACGAAAUACCUUAUGAGGUUGCACAGUAUCUGAACUUCAGUGAAGUGGAACUGACAACAUUUAUCAAGAAGUUUCAUGAAGAGGAGGACAGGGAAGUGGAAAAGAUAAAAAACAAGUUUAAGACAUUGCAACAUCGAAUUCAAGCCAGAAUGCAAGAACUGAAGUCCAUACCGGUCAAGAUCAACUCCUAAGGAGUACAUGUGUGUGCGAUGUACCAUCUUAUGUUGCUUAUGGACAUUCAUCAUGCUGGUUUUAUUGUGCUCUAGGCAACAGCAAAACUUCUUAUGCAAUUGUUUUAUGUUGCAUGUUGUCUACUUCGUCAAUCUGUCACGUAUUGUCUAGAUAUGAAAACAAGGCUCAGGUCAGUGCACUUCGUUGUUUUCGUUUUAUUUGGUUACCAAUUAUGACAAUGACUGUGUGCAUUAUUAGAAAUUAACGCAAUGCAUGGAGGAAGGAAAGAACUGAGGAAAGGCCCCAAUGUGUGACAGUGCAUUGCAAAAACUGUGGAGGAAAGGACGUCAAAUUUAAGGGACAAGCAACUCUGUGGGGGGCAAACAAAAGAGCAAGUGGCCCAAGGGGUGCCCUCUGCGUUAUGGCGGUUUCGCUUUUCUGCAGAUUUUAAGCCCUAAAAUAAACGUGGUACACACUGUGCAUUCAGCAUGCAGUGAAGUGCUGUAAGCAUGUGCUCACAUUGCUGUUCAUAUGUGCUCAAAUUCUUCUGUUAGCCUUUUAGCUUAAAGGAGUCCUGACAGAAAAACUUUCGCCCCGCGUUUUUUUGCUGCAGUGUGUUGCUGGGGGCCUGUUAGUCAUAACACGGUACAUCGUUUGCUGCAGCGCGCGACACAUGAUUAAUUACAAGCUCCUCAUUAUCGACACAGCCUCAGUUUCGGUUUGACUGGGCUCCAAAAACGACAAGCCGCCGGGUGCAACUAUCACCACCUAGCGAGUGAAAUGCUCGGUCACGUGAGCACACAGAACAGUGACGCAUUUCCGCGCGGUUUGUCGUCGCCGGGCUCAUCGUCGUCUGAUGGCGACGAUUUUCUUGCAGCGGGGAUGGAAGGAAUUUUCGACGUGGCGAAUCACAUCAGGUUUGACCCGCUGGCGAGGAGCGAUUCGUCGGGGAGCGCGUCAAAACAGAAAUGGCGGCUACGACGUCAUCAUAACUUGUACCGGCUGCAACGGUUACGUAGGGGAAGUAGGGGGGUCACCUCGGGUCACCUCCGAGGGUGUCAAUGCACCAGGUGCGGCCUACAAUGCUGGAUCGCGUUGGCGAACUUCAAAAUUCAUAUAAAAUACCUUCCAAGCUUUAUUCGCUGUCGAUAUUUUGCAGAUGGUACACGCACGUACACGGGAAUCGAUCCAGCAGGCUAUCUCGCCCGCGAAAUUUUGUGUCAGUACCCCUUUAAAAUUAUGGCAUGCGCAAAUUAGCAGGUACUGGUACACGCGAAAACAUUUGGCACCUGCAUCGUCAUUUUUGAGCUGAUGCAGUGGCGAUGAGUGCAAUCUUUUUUCUACGCAGUCACAAUGUUAAAUAAGCGGUGCCUAAGAACUUUUGUUUCUUGUUGCCCAGUUUCCCAAUCGAGCUGUACAUACCUGUCAGAAUGCAGUAUAUAGCGAAUUUCAGCCUAUUUGUACAUUGAAAAAUAAGUUACUGUCAUAUGUUUAACGGCUGUGUACAUGCAUUGAUGCUUGGAGCAGGUAGACAACAUACAACAUAACUGCUCUUUGUACAUUAGCAUAACUGCUUGUGUAUAAUACAACAUGACUGACACAUGAAAUGUGAUUACCUUUACUUUCCACACACUGCGCGAAUUACACUUGGGCAUACAGGCAAUGCAGAGAUAUGGAACAGGACGUGCUUGCACGCCGAAAAAUGAGGACUUGCAAGUUUCACUUGAUGUGCAACCAUGCUUGCAAGCAAUAUGCAGAGAUGCAGUGUCGUGAGCGGAGGUCAGUCGGCCACAUAACAAAUAAGGAGCAUAGAAAGGUGUGGGGCCACUGUGGUUGACAUGGCAUGCCAAGAGAUUAUCAUAGAGACCAUGAAAGCUGUGGCUUGUUUAGAUGCAUCUUUGCUUGGGGGUGCUACGGAUGUUGGAGGCUCAAGAAUGCAACGUCAGGGCCUCUCCUUAUUUUUUCCUUCCUCCUCGACAUUAAGGUUCAUGGAACAUAUCUAAUAAUACUAGUCUAGCAACACGUUCAAUAUCCUUGGAAUUUUUUUUCAAUGACCUACUUUAAGCCAAAGAUAAGGCGUGAUUGCUUUUGGUGCUAAGGAACUGUUUUCACAUCUCUUAUAACCAUCAUUCAGUAUAAUCCAACGAUGGGCAUUAUUGUACCGUGUGCUAAGCAGUCGUUUUUACAGCUAGUGCAAUCGUUAUUUCGCAUUACCCCUUAUACACUUUUUUUGUCUUUUUGUUGACGAGCAUGAACAAAACCUUCAGAGGUAAUGAUUUGUUAGGCUGUUGCAAUUCGUUUUAACACAAGAGCAAAUUAUGUAAUGCCACAGGUCCUGGGCACAUUGCACAGACACAAAGGAAAGGUCUCAUUUUAUGCACAGUGUUGCUCAUUUCGAUCUGCAUCUUGGCCAUCCCAAGACACCAAAAAACUGCAUUUGCCAUGUCAUAAGACCAUGUCAUUACUCAUUGUUAUUUAAAAUCUCCAGUUUAUCAUUGAUCUUAAGUCAUCAGUUUAUCAUUGAACUUGUGCAACCAUUCUGAAUACUCAUGAUUUAGUGCCAAAGUAGUUGUCAUUGUAACAGCAUGUUUACUGUGACAAUUAGGCUUAAUGGCAACUGAGAAUGCUUAGACGGACAGACAACCUUUCAGAAUGUAUAUCCAGAGUGUCCCAUAGAUGGAUAGAUAGUGUCCUGUAUUUACUGAAAUGAGCACUGCUUUAAACAAGGGUUCAAAUUUUUAAUUAUUCAUGCUCUGGUUGCAAGGAAUGACAUUUGGCAUUCCACAUGGCAAGAACUAGACGGCAAAUAAGAUGCCUUAUCACUAGGCCUUCCAUUAGUGUGUGCCGCCCCUUGGCCUUUAUUUAAAUGAGAAGUUUUUAUAACCUACAAUGCACAGCCAAAUCAACUGCUGCGAGCAGAAAAGUGGCACUGCCUUAGUGUGAUAUGAUGAAACCACCCCAUGAACAGUACUUCUUACACAGUCCUCAUUACGACUGCGUCACCCAUGGAAACAUUGCAGUUAGGCCCUUGUUUGUACAGAUUUAGGUGCUGGUAAACAAAAAUUUUCUGUUGCAAAUUGCCGAGCUUUUCAAGCAACAUAUUUCAGAAUGUGAGUGCACUGAGAGCCGCCAUUGUUCUGCUUUCCCAAUUUGUUAGGCAGGCUAUUGGCAUUGCUGUUGCUUCGCUGGUGUCAGGAUGACAACUUUAGACUACUUUUUUUUUAGAAGUAACUUUUUCAGGUAUAAACACUUCCGAGACGAGCUUCUCAUUGCACCAUAAAAAUAAGUGGGUCCUUGAAAAUUGGUUGUCAGUCCCUCUAAGUGUUCAUUUGCCUAGUCUUAAAAUUAGUGCAGCUGUUCAUUUCACCUGUGGCAACUACAUAGUAUUACUCUGCAAGACAGCUAAUAUUGCUUAUUGCUCUGUGCUUGUAUAUUUUUGUGAAUAAAAGCAGUUUUUGAAU
Molecule: messenger RNA, 4925 nt
Organism: Rhipicephalus sanguineus (brown dog tick)
Lineage: Eukaryota; Metazoa; Arthropoda; Arachnida; Ixodida; Ixodidae
Gene: Rassf
Product: ras association domain-containing protein 4
Exons: 10
Coding region: 153-1484 (443 amino acids)
Biological process (GO): signal transduction
Source: RefSeq, a predicted model, not a curated record